Molecule: messenger RNA, 2751 nt
Organism: Esox lucius (northern pike)
Lineage: Eukaryota; Metazoa; Chordata; Actinopteri; Esociformes; Esocidae
Product: cytochrome P450 2K1-like
Exons: 10
Coding region: 708-1883 (391 amino acids)
Biological process (GO): xenobiotic metabolic process
Cellular component (GO): cytoplasm; intracellular membrane-bounded organelle
Molecular function (GO): heme binding; iron ion binding; oxidoreductase activity, acting on paired donors, with incorporation or reduction of molecular oxygen, reduced flavin or flavoprotein as one donor, and incorporation of one atom of oxygen
Source: RefSeq, a predicted model, not a curated record
CGGUUAAAAUAUUUUUCUAUUUAGAGGUUAAAGCAAAAGUUCAAACUUAAAAGCGUUAAGAAUUUGAAUAGUUGCUCGCUGUCAUUUUAGUUUGGAAUAUAGGUUAAUUCACUCACUUUUAUUAACUAUUUAAUCAUCUAGUUUAUUUAACAAUAAAAUUCUGAAAAUGUCGUAGUCAAUCCACGUUUUUAUAGUAAGUCCAUCAUGCACACAGUCUCCAAGUAUCGUUCAGCCUACACUGGUUAUAACGGAUCAAGAGCCAGGCUGGUGGAUCGUCCCUGUUUACGCGAAAAACAAAAACGCAUGUUGUCAUUUCAAUGACUGCCGAAGUUAUACACUAAAAUGCUGCCAGGACAGGAGAUAUUGUAAGCAUAGACACUAUGAUUGAUUUCUGUCUGCUAGGCGUGAUUAGCUGGGAUAAUGAAGAGGCUGGACAUGCUGACACACUGAGUUCUGAUUGGUCUGCCAAGAUAUUUGCUUUUGUCAAGAUAAUGGAUCGUCAGUAGAACUACAACCCCAGGUUUCAACCACAUCACUACCCUGAAAUUAGCUGGCGUUAUCAAAAAAUCUCACUUUCUAAGAAGUAUGGUUCAGUCUUCACGGUUCACUUUGGACCCAAGAAAGUGGUUGUUCUGGCUGGAUACAAGACUGUGAAAGAUGCACUGGUCAAUCAUGCACAAGAUUUUGGGGACAGGGAUAUCACUCCUAUGUUCUAUGAUCUCAAUAAAGGACAUGGGAUUAUCUUUUCCAAUGGAGACUCAUGGAAGGAGAUGAGACGCUUUGCCCUGACAAACCUUAGGGAGUUUGGGAUGGGCAAGAAAGGGGCAGAAGAGAAAAUAUUAUUGGAGAUUCCCAAACUGAUUGAAGUAUUUGAGAAAUUUGGGGGUAAAGCUUUUGACACCACCGAGCCUGUGAAUUAUGCUGCCUCCAAUAUCAUCUCAUCCAUUGUAUACGGUAGCAGGUUUGAAUACAAUGACCCUCAAUUCCAAGGGAUGGUGGACAUAAACAAUGAGACCAUACGCCUUUUAGGUUCCGCAUCUAUUCAGGUAUACAGCAUGUUUCCUUGUCUGGGUCCUUGGCUGAAAAACUGGAGAAGUAUUAUGAGAAAUGUUGAGAUAAACAAGAAGGAGCUAAAGGAGCUGGUGCGGGGUCUGAGGGAGACUUUGAACCCUCAAAUGUCCAGAGGCUUCGUGGAUUCGUUCCUCAUCCAAAAGCAGACCCUGGAGGAAGCCAUCACUGUGGACUCCUUGUACCAUGAAGACAACCUGAUGCAUUCUAUUUUCAACUUGUUUGGUGCUGGUACUGACACCACAUCAACAACUAUUCGAUGGGGACUGUUGCUCAUGGCCAAAUACCCCCACAUACAGGACCUGGUCCAAAAGGAGAUCACCAGGGUUAUAGGAGGUCGUCAACCUUUGGUAGAAGACAGGAAGAACUUGCCCUACACUGAUGCUGUGAUACAUGAGACCCAGAGAUUGGCCAGCAUUGUACCAAUGUCUAUCCCUCAUGCCACCAGUCGAGACAUUACCUUCCAGGGAUAUUUUAUCAAGAAGGGGACGUCUGUUAUUCCUCUACUUACGUCUGUUCUUCAUGAUGAGGGUGAAUGGGAGAGCCCCCACACCUUUAAUCCCGCCCACUUUCUGGAUGAGCAGGGCAGAUUCAUCAAGAAGGAAGCCUUUAUGGCCUUUUCUGCAGGUCGUAGGGUGUGUCUGGGGGAGAGUCUGGCCAGGAUGGAGCUUUUCCUCUUCUUCACCUCUCUCCUGCAGCGCUUUCAUUUCUCCCCUCCACCUGGAGUAACAGAGGAUGAUCUGGACCUCACACCAGCUGUGGGGUUCACACUCGGUCCUUUACCCCACCAGCUAUGUGCUGUGAGUCGGGUCUGAGGAGAGAGACUCAGUGACUCAGGACAACCCUAAAUAAUUAAAUGGAGUCUUCAUGUAGGGCAUCAACAACAAGCUGAGAUCAAAAAGAAAAUGUAAUGUAUUGUUGAUUCCAAUAUCGCUCCCUAAACCUUGCUAAAGUCCAUUGUGCCUCUGAUCAUAGACUAUGCAUUUAUGACUUACAUCCCAAACCAGAAGGUUUCACCAGAAAAGGAACUAGGCAAGCCUAGUUCAGCCGCCCCGCAUUUUAAAGUGAUUAAUAUUAUUACUCUCCCUGGACUCGAAACCAGGUCUCCCACAUGAGAAGCAGUGUCCUUAACCACUACACCACAGUGGUAUACAUUUGCCCAGUGUGGUAUAGCAUCUCGACAUUUGUUAAUUUUGUCAUGCAGUAACAUCACAUCAAGUUUGAUUAUUUCGCUCAAUAGGGUUUAGGUUUUGACAGGAAUGUUUCUGAACUUUCACCCUUUAGAAAUGUAGCAGUAAGAUCGAGCACCUGAGUAUAUACAAUUAAUCACAGUAGAAGAAUAUAGUAAAAUGAUGUAUAAUCAAUGUAUCAAGACAAUAAUCAGUCUGGGGAUAAUCAAAUAACAAUGAAUGUAAAGGGCCCUAAUGGCUCCAUUAUUUUUAUACAGGUUUCUAAAGCCUAUGCUACCAAUAGUUAACAAGGAACGGAUCUUGGAAGGUUGUGAAACAAUGGUGACGAAUGGGGAGAAAGAUCCGCCCACGAAUUAGCAUAAGGCGAUGGCCAGAAAGGUUAAGCAAAGAUAACACUAUUAAUGUGUGUGUCCAGAGUUGGCAGGACAGUUGUUCCUGCAGGUCAACUCUGCUUUUAUGAUUGCCCAUUAAAAGUCUAAUUUGAAUCCUCAAA